AUGGAGACCCUGAGGCGGCAGGCUGCCCGGCCCUAUGUCCCCCGGGGGACCCUGGAAACCGACUUCCCUGUGCCGCUGUACAGCGAUGAGUACCUGUCCCUGGAGGGCCCCCGUUGGGCACCAGCCAUCAAGCAGGCAACGCGAUGGAAGUACUCACCCAUGGGCCGGGACGCAGCCGGCCAGCUGUGGUACACGGGCCUGACUAACUCGGACCCCCGCGAUGCCUGGUACACGCUGCCACGUGAGCGGGACAGUGGCCACCGUGCCGCCUACACACACUGGCACAGAUGCCACAGCCACCGGGAGCACGGCCUGCCCUCAGCCUACAUCCAGCGCCUGCGGGAGGCCUCGUGGUACGACCCCACCAUCCCCGCCCAGUACAAGAUGCCCAGCACCCGGUGGGGGAGCCUGCUGUGGAAAGACAGACCCAUCCAGGGGAAGGAGUACGUGGUUAACAGGAACAGAUAUGGGGUGGAGCCACCGUCGCGGGUGUCCGACUACGUGCCGUACCUGUCCCCACCCCAACGCCCGAGAUAUACAACCCAGAACUACCAGCAGUGGAACCUGGAGCCCUACUGCCCCUCAUCCAACCAGCGCCCCCCAACCUACACACCCACGUACUGA
Messenger RNA from Trichechus manatus latirostris (Florida manatee), 624 nucleotides. RefSeq names its product tektin bundle interacting protein 1 (gene TEKTIP1). The record is from RefSeq and is a predicted model, not a curated record. Bases 1 to 624 code for a protein of 207 amino acids. The transcript is spliced from 4 exons. Lineage: Eukaryota; Metazoa; Chordata; Mammalia; Sirenia; Trichechidae.